CGACUGAUACCGGUGCCGAAUUGGAGGUGCACGACUGUAUAUUGAUUUCCUUUCCCGUUUCCAAGAAAAAAGAGAAGAAUGAAUAUGGGCGACGGGGAUACGUCUUACAGUCACCCGAACUACUCAAAGCGAGAGUCGCUGUAUCGAUCGAGGAGUCAUCUAUUGCUACAGCAAGUAUGAGUUCCCCACGCCCAACUCAAUCAAAAACUGCCCGUGAAAUUCGCGACAUCAUCGAUGCCCUGGAGUUUGAUGACAUUGCCAGUUAUUUCGAGCAAGACGACGACGAAAUCGACCCCUAUGUGGUAUGCGAUGGAGUUUCCGUCGGUGCGUUCAACAGGUACAUUGGCGAUGGCGAAGGACUUCGAUUUGCGCUUCGAUUUCUCCAGCUCAGUGAUGAUGGUCGCAUUUUGAUUGUGGAUUUAUCAACAACAGUGCACGAGUCCACUGUGCAAUGUUUCGAGUUCGAGUUCCUAACUGCAACUGGAAAUGGACGCCUGGUCAAAAUUGGAGGCUCAACGACAGUGAGUAGAGUUGGUCUCCCAAAGAAGGAGGCCGAUGACACGUAUGGUCCGUUGCGAUCGACGCCAAACCGAACACGACCACCGCGGCCUCGUAUUAUUGCUGAUUGGGUGACACUGGCAGUGGAGGUUGGAAGAUCUCAGACUUGGGCAAGUCUGGAAACUGCUGCCCAAUGGUGGUGCGGUUAUGCUGGGAUUCAGUACAUUUUGCUACUGAAGGUGAGCCGUCCUGGUACUCAGAUUACGUACCGCCUGUAUGAGAUCAAUAUACCGCAGUGUCUUCCACCACCAUCAGCGACGGGGAUAAUUCGACGACGCAACAGACCAAGACCUGCUGACAGUGUGACUUUCAACAUGCGUCGUAUUUUGUCAAUCCCUGCAAACCAACCUUUGCCAAAUGGACUAAACCCGAAUGCUGUUGUGGACCUACGAAUCGUCAUGGAGCAAGUCAUCGAUACCAUUUAAUAAGCUUCGCAUAGUCGACGAGUCUCGUGACAAGCCUUAAGAAAUCAGUACAUCUAUGAAAUCUCGCACGAGUCUUCUUGCUUGCUGUGUCUUGUGUUCUUGUAAGCGGCGCUACUGGAACGGAACAACCAAAUUCUUCGCUAACUCCUUACAACCAGCUUGCCACCAGCGAAGAUAAGCAAGCGCCCUUCAUCCACUAAGCC
Messenger RNA from Phytophthora nicotianae INRA-310, 1186 nucleotides. RefSeq lists its product as hypothetical. Bases 177 to 983 code for a protein of 268 amino acids. The record is from RefSeq and is a predicted model, not a curated record. Lineage: Eukaryota; Oomycota; Peronosporomycetes; Peronosporales; Peronosporaceae. The transcript has a single exon.